Molecule: messenger RNA, 2406 nt
Organism: Dreissena polymorpha
Lineage: Eukaryota; Metazoa; Mollusca; Bivalvia; Myida; Dreissenidae
Product: ribonuclease Oy-like
Exons: 7
Coding region: 878-1927 (349 amino acids)
Biological process (GO): RNA catabolic process
Cellular component (GO): extracellular region
Molecular function (GO): ribonuclease T2 activity; RNA binding
Source: RefSeq, a predicted model, not a curated record
UUUUAGAGAAAAUAAACUUACUUUAUCUACGGUAGAUGAACAGGUUGUUCAAAUAGUUACAAAUGGGUAUCCUACCUUAAAUGAAUUGUUAACAUAAGUAUCGUAUCACAUUUUACACAACAAACGCAACUAUAUACUUAUAAGGACACGGUAUGCCAUGUAUAAACGCUUACUCACAUGAUCAGAAAUUCUCGGUAAAGCGGUAUUCAAUAUAUGGUAAUGGAAAUGUUAUUAUGUAAAGAAAUGCAACGUGCAGAACGGAAAAUGAUAAGGGCACCAUCCUGUCAAGCAAGCAAACAAAACUCAAGGUACACCACCAAUACAAGAACGUUUACAUCAAAGAUGAAAAGAGCAAAGAUACCUUCCCAACGAAGUAAACCUGCAUACAAUUGUCAUCCUUAUCGGAGGCGACAAUGUCACUCUUCAUGGCAACAGACUCGUGGCGACACAACGAUAGGAAGACGGUGCGCAGUGAACCAAGAUUCCAUUCAGAGACGAGACAACGCGAACGAACGCACCGGCGUCCACCACACCGCCUAGACAAUCGAGAGUCAACCGAAAGACAACCGAAGACCACAGACGACACCGCUACAGUAAUGAUGGUCGAGGUGGCCGGGCUGAUCGGGACACCUAGCAUACUCAUCGUGACUACUACAGACGCUAGGUAACAUGCGGUUAUUGGAACCCAAACGGUGUUAACAACGCCAAAUGCUCGGAAACUAUAUGAUUAGAAAUCAUAUCAAAUCACGUGCACUAGAGUACACAAAGAUAGAACGUUCGGAGGAAUGCCGUUUGUUUUCUUUAACGAGCUCUUCGAUACAAUAGUAUGACCGAUUAUCAUCUACGGCGCCGCCAUAUGGGAAGCUAGGGAAUUACCAUGCAUCAAAGCGCAGGAAGAUACUUCCUUGGGGUUUACAGGUACACACCGAAUGCGGCUGUCAAUGGACUUCCUUGGAGUUUACAGGUACACACCGAAUGCGGCUGUCAAUGGACUUCCUUGGAGUUUACAGGUACACACCGAAUGCGGCUGUCAAUGGACUUCCUUGGAGUUUACAGGUACACACCGAAUGCGGCUGUCAAUGGACUUCCUUGGAGUUUACAGGUACACACCGAAUGCGGCUGUCAAUGGACUUCCUUGGAGUUUACAGGUACACACCGAAUGCGGCUGUCAAUGGACUUCCUUGGAGUUUACAGGUACACACCGAAUGCGGCUGUCAAUGGACUUCCUUGGAGUUUACAGGUACACACCGAAUGCGGCUGUCAAUGGACUUCCUUGGAGUUUACAGGUACACACCGAAUGCGGCUGUCAAUGGACUUCCUUGGAGUUUACAGGUACACACCGAACGCGGCUGUCAAUGGACUUCCUUGGAGUUUACAGGUACACACCGAAUGCGGCUGUCAAUGGACUUCCUUGGAGUUUACAGGUACACACCGAAUGCGGCUGUCAAUGGACUUCCUUGGAGUUUACAGGGACCAUGAAUGGACAAAACACGGUGUUUGUGCCAAGGACGUUCCUGCAACAAAUGGAGAAUACAAUUACUUUAGGAAGGGGCUUGAACUCAACAGGAAGUAUCGCCUGCUCCAGAUCCUGGAAGUUGCGGGCAUAACACCAAAUCAGACGACUAAUUACACCAUUGGUCAAGUGCAUGACGCAGUGAAGAACACCACUGGGGUUGAGGCUGUCUUUAUGUGCUAUUGCGUUAGAAAGAGACGCAUGCACCCAGAAAAACGUUAUAUCCUGACCGAGAUUCAGAUCUGCCUCGAUAAAACGAAGUUCACUCCAGUUGCUUGUCCUAACGUACAAAUUAAACGAAACAGAUGUCCUGGUUUCUCCAAAUGUCCCAAACAUUUCUCGUAUCCGCCAAUACAGUAUGGUCCCGACGAAACGAUCUAUUUCGAAAGGUUUGGGGCGUUAUCUGGUAUCUGAUAAACGUGGAAAACAGCAACAAAUAAAGACAAUGCAUUCGUUUCAAUAUAUAAUAUAUAGAACAUAUAUUUAAAUACGUGAAGAUUGUAUACAUUAUUUAAAUCUUUACAACAAAUGUAUUUUCAUUUCACAAGUACAUGUAGGAAUGGUAAAAAAACACAAACUAUUGCGCCUUAAUACGCCAUAAUAAUGCCCAAUCAGAUUUGACCUUAUGUCAAAGGUCAAGUACACAAUAAGGGAUUACAAAGGCACCAAAACACAUCACUUGGCUCUGUCGUUGAAUUUAUUGUAUUAUUAUUUUAUUAUACAUUAUCGUCCUUCUUGGUACAUGUUUAUUUUGUUUUCUAUGUAGCAUUACGAUUGUUUUGUAGCAUUUAGGCAUUAUAUUGUAUUCCAUUUUUAAUCAUCUGAUAGUGCAUGAAGUCUCUUAUGUUUGAGUAUUUUUUUAAGCGUUAUCAAAAUAAACUUGUUCAUUUUCA